Molecule: messenger RNA, 6070 nt
Organism: Bursaphelenchus okinawaensis
Lineage: Eukaryota; Metazoa; Nematoda; Chromadorea; Rhabditida; Aphelenchoididae
Source: the annotation of a GenBank genome assembly
AUGACCGCUGACUAUUCAAAGCGUCGCAAAUCUACGAUAAAAUUAAUAACCGAAGACGAAGACGAAAUUGUACAGUAUAACGAGGAACGUGAACAAGAAGAGUACGUGUAUUCGCACGAUCAACCGUGUGCUGAACAUACAGUAACUGUCGAUUUUUUGACCGAUGAUAGGGUUAAGGAAGACGGCUUAAGAAGAGAAAUCUUAAAAGACAGCGCGGCCAGUAAUGCUCGGAGAGAUCAGGUAAAAGCGACGUAAACUCUGUUUCGCGCGUCUUAUCAUGCUAUUUAUAAGCUAUUUGUCUUUGUGUAAAACACCACUGUUAAACAGAAACUUAGGUCUUAUAAUAUAUUUUUUAGUCUAAAGCCUAAUGGCAGGUAAAAUAAUUUUAACUUGUCUUAUGUUUGUUUAGUAGUGAAUAGAAUUAUGAUUUAAAAAAUUUUAUUCGGAUAUAUAAAAAGUAAUAUGUACAGUUUAUCGUUUCCUCCUUAAAAAUAAUUAAAAUUUGCUUAUACUCAUCAAAUUACAGAAAUUUAUCACAAAAUCUCAGGAAAAGUGGGAGCCGGUUGCCAAAACAGAAAAGACAUACACUUAUCACAAACGCCAAAAUAUACCAACGCCAGGAACAGUUCAGCUCAAGGAAAUGUCGGUAGAUUAUUCCCCGACCAACUUUGAAGAAAGUCGAGCUCGAAUUGAUGCUGCGUCACGACAAGAAAAUGUUAGAGUGAAAAAAGUCGGCGAUACGACAAUAGUCACUGAGCAUCGAGAUCCGUACUCAUUUUACUGGCAACUAGAUCAAUUUAAAAAGAAGGAGCCGGAUCCGCCUCGGCGACCUCCGGUAACUGAUUAUGUUAUCGAAGAGGAAGAGAUACAAGAGACGGUUUUAUCACCAGACAGUCAUGAUAGCGGUGUUGAGCACGAAAGUCAGUAUUCCAGGCCGGUGAAGGAGGAAAGACGAUUACCGGCUGGUUGGGAGAAACAUGAGGGUAAUUAGUUUUAAAUAAUGUUGAAAUUCUGCUUUUGUUGAUUUUGACAAAAGGAAAGUUCAAGGAGCGUUUUUUUGGUUUCAUUUAAUUUUUUUAGACCCGUCUGGCUUUUCUUAUUACUGGCACGUUGACAGUGGUACCAUUCAACGCGAUCCACCUGUAAGUAUUCUUUUUUUACUUGUUGUUUCUUACUAACACGUUGUGCCUGCGCUUAACCAACGUGGGGUUUCUUUUAAGAGGUCUGCUUAACUAAGGUACCUACAAAAUAGUAAAACAGUGAAAGCAAUUUUGAAUUGAAAUCCUUUUUGACUGAUAAUAUUAACAUAUAAAAGAGCUUCUGAAAAGGUUAUGCAAAGAUCGAUUAAAUUUUCUGCGAUAUUACAUAAUGUGGAUGACAUAACAAGAUAGCCUUAGAGAAAUUGCCAGUUAUUUUAUUACGUAACUUUUCUUGCGUAAUAUUUUUUAAUUUUGUAACAUUUUCCUCGAUGAAAAACGACCCAAAAAAUUACUGCGAGUGCUGGGUGUAUCUUAUUUUUAUGUGCGGCGUAUUUUUUAUCUGCCAUAUUCUUUGAUUAUAUAAACUGAAGAUCUUAACUUCUAACUUGUCAUUUAUAAGUCUACUAUUUUUAGCUUAAGCUAAGCCUAAGCUAAGCCUAAGCUAAGCCUAAGCUAAGCCUAAGCUAAGCCUAAGCUAAGCCUAAGCUAAGCCUAAGCUAAGCCUAAGCUAAGCCUAAGCUAAGCCUAAGCUAAGCCUAAGCUAAGCUAAGCCUAAGCUAUGUCUGCGUCUAAGCAAUAAAUUACUGCGAGUGCUAGGAAUUACGCAAUUUUUGUGUACGAAACUGCUUUAUUUCACCAUCUUAUGUAAUGUGUAAACUCUUAUAUGUAAAAAUUCACUAUGAUUACCUGCUUUGGUAUGGCCAUGUUUUUCUGUAUUAGUUUUUGUCUGCCUUAUUCUGUGAGUAUAUAAACCCGGACUCAACCACAGCCUAAUCAUAAACAUAAGUAAGCCUGAGCAGUUGCAAAAUUAGGAAUGCCAUGAAGCAAAAAUAAAAAAACUUUAUAGUUUUUAACAAUGCGUAAUGACAUUGAUGUAGUUUUUGCUACUGUAACUUUAAAGUGUAGGUUAGGUUGCGAUAAGGUUCUAAGUUAAUAUUGAUAUAAUUUAUUAAUAAAUUAAUUGCUUGGAGAAUGUUAAUAAAUUAAAAAUUUUAAAUGGUUUCAUACUGUAGUGAUUUAUUUGAGUACUUAAUAUUGUGAGUAAUUAGUUUGAAUUGUUUUAAAAUUGCUUCAUUAACGAUUUCAUCAAAAGAACUAGCAAAAAAUAGGAAAUACAGUAGUUUUGACGGGAUUUCAGCGGGUUUCAAAUAAGCCUGAUAUCCCCCCUCUCCCUCCCACUCCUCCGAUUUACGCUGAAGAAUCCAAACACGAUCCGUAUCCUCUUCCACCACAGAAUCCACCAGCAGCACCCAUCUCACCGGCUCCACCGGAAGAACCUGUAAUCGAAGAGCACGUCUUCAAACAAGUCACCACGAAGCGCACCGUGGAGAAUCACGACGAAUCCGAGGACUUUAUUGAGGCUGAUAUUGGUGGCGGUCAACGAGUAAGUUUGAAAAUUGUUAUAGAAAUAGCAAGCCGAUAUGCUUUUACCUGAAAUAUUUUUUAAAUGUGAAAAAAACCUUUUAUUACAACUUUUCAAUUGCGUCAUGCACAAAAUUAUAUUAAUAUUGUGCGCCUGCUUUUGUUACUUUUACUACAAAAUGCGAAUCUAUUCUUCUGUCAAUGUAUAUUUUCAGCACGUUCGCUUCAUGGUACGAUCACUGGGAUGGACCCCAAUAAGUGAAGAAGACCUAACGACAGAACGGAGCUCUCAAGCAGUCAACAAAGCCAUUCGAGAUUUGUCAACGGGAGCAUUAGGCGUUUUACCAAAAUGGGGAAAUGGCAAGGAGUUGAUCCUGGAGCUGACCGACAACGAGUUGCUUUUGGUGGAUCCAGACACAAACAAUGUGGUACAUUCCGAAAAGAUACAGUUUAUUCGAGUUUGGGGCGUUGGCAGAGAUAAUGGAAGGUAAAAGGGAUCUUAAAAAAACGUGGAAAAUUUUUACCAUUCAGAUUUUUAAAAUUAAUGCGUGCAAAUAAGGAAAUAAAUAAUUUAAAAUUUAAAAAUCAUUAUAGGGAUUUCGCUUACGUAGCCAGAGAUAAAAAUGGGAGACAAUUCUUAUGUCAUGCUUUUCGAUGUGACACUCCAGCUCGUGCUAUUGCCAACACCCUUCGUGAUAUAUGCAAGCAGUUAAUGGUAAACCGUCCGCUAGCACAAUCGUUUACGCCUACCACUGAACGGUCGGAACGACGAAUAGUCAGUAAGUGCUAUAUAUAAUGUACCGUAUUUAAUGUUUAGUGAAAUCUCAUUUAAAUUUAUUUUAGAGGAAAGUUCAGUAGCUCCGAUUGAUGAAGUCCAACGAGUCAUCCGAUGUCAUUUCAUCGGAGUCACGGAGGUGCCUCGGGCUACAGGAAUUGAAGUUCUGAAUGACGCUGUAGAUCGGUUGGUACGCCAAAUUCCGACAGAUAAAUGGAUAUUGUCCGAUGUAUCGGUUGCUUUAUCUAAUAUUACAAUUAGAGAUAUAAAUGGUGAACAAAUUGCUCAAUGCCGCGUACGGUACCUUUCAUUUUUGGGAGUUGGACAGGACAUAAAGUAAGUCAAUUUAGAAUUGAAUGGCUUUGAAAAGAAAUUUGUGAAAGGUUGUUUUAAAGAUACGUUAUUAUUUGCAAGUAAAGUUCAAACUUGUCCUCGUUUAUUCAUUAAGUUACUGUAUACCCAUUUAGGCACUGUGCUUUUAUAAUGCACACAUCAACAGAAAACUUUUUAUGUUACGUGUUCCACGUUGAGCCAUCAGCCGGCUUAAUGGCCAAGACUAUCGAAGCAGCUUGCAAAUUACGGUAUCAAAAAGUUCUCGACGCUCACAUCAAUCACGGUCGUAGUGGAAAUCGCGCCCGUUUCACCGGUUACUAGUUUGUAAAUUGUUUUAUUUGUACGUACUGUACAUUUUCCCUUUUUUGUUAAAUAAAUUUGACGUUUACUGAAAACUACACGAUCCUUAUAACGAUUACAUUAAUUUUGGGAAGUACGUAUUAAAAACGUUUAAAAAACAAAAUAGAAUUCAAAAACAGAUUACAAGAUCUAUUUUGUCAAAUUUUACAGUUUUUCGGUGAAUUUAAAUGUAUUUGAACGUCUUAAUAGGCCAAGGUCGUCGCGCAUUGCGGGAUGACCGCGUUUAAGCUAAACGCUUCUUCCGUAAAAAACACCAACGUUUCCCUUUCCUAAUGCGUAAUCCCGGCUUUUUGUUUUUUAUUUUCGUAAGUUAAAUACAAAAAAUACAACUAAUUGUUUAGGUAAUCAGUAUUUACAAAGUUGUUGCUCAAAACUACGUGCAAGGUAAGGUAAACGUACAGUAAGAAUUUUCCCAAGUAAAAAAUUUCAAUUCGAAAUUUGUAGCUAUAUUUACUGAUUUUUAUAAUAACUAAUUCACUGAACACAUUCAGGAGAGCCAAAGAUAAUUUGCGGCCCUAACACGAUAGAAAUUGAAGCAACCACCCAAAGCCCAUUCAAUGGCACAGUAUAUGUUAAAAACUGGCGCAAGUCAAUAGGAUGUUACAAAAGUUUUGAGCAUGCAGGCACUACAAACCCUCAUUAUUCGAUACCACUGUCCGAUGUUGGAAAAUGUGGUUUAGAACUUCGAAAAACAGUAAUUUUGCUUAUAUUAAAGUUUGUGUAAAAGCUAAAAUAUUUAGCAAUUUUAACAAGGUUUGAAUUUCUGCAAGUUUUAGGCCGACAAUGCCUUAGAAGUUUUUGCGAUCGUUGUAUUCGGAUUCCAUCCAAACUUUAUGACUCAAAACGACCGUUCAUUUGCAAUUCAUUGUGUUUUCAAGCAGCAAAGCAAAGACGUACGCAACAAAAUUAACGUAUUUAAGUAAGGAUUUGCAUUCAAAACUAAUAAUCUCGAGAACUCUUCUUAAAAAUAAACAAACACUAUUUGUUUGAAAAAUAUUUUAUUUCAGAGAACUAACACCAAACGGAGAGGCCAAUGGAAUCGCCCAAAUCCCCAUUCCAAAAUUUAAGGUCAUCAGUGGGCGCGUACCUGAUGAAACGUUGCAACCAGCUAAUGUCGUUUCAGUUGGAGAUGCUGUUAUAUUAGUUUGGUAUUUAAGCCCACCUUCGAGUAUGUUUUAAAAAUAACUAUUAUUAUGUAAUCAAAAAUCACAAUUAUAGAUGUUUAUGGACUAACAGUAAAUGAAUGUUCCGCCGAAACACUGGACGGCCGUAAAAUUCAAAUUUUGACAACUGGUUGUACUACCGAUGAAGUCUUGAUUUCUGAUGUCAAAUACUCCGAACGAAACGAAAAAGCUUUUGCGGACGGAAUGGCAUUUAAGUUUCCCGAUUCUGAAGAUAUGUGGAUUAAAUGCAAAAUCAACUUGUGUUUACAAAACCAUGAACACUUCAACGUUAGCGCAGAGUUUCAAUACAACAUGUGCAAUCCUCAUGCGGUACGUAGUUUCUGUCACCCUUGGAAAAGUAAAAAUUUCAAUGUAUGUAUUAUAUUCCAAUUAAAAGGUAGAAUAGCACUUAAUCAACCUUUCCAGAACUGUCAAAAAAGAGAAAAGCGUUCAACUGAAAAGCGUAAUUUAUCGACAGACGGCAUGCACACAGUCAACAAAAAAAUUCGAGUAAUGGAUAAACAUACAAAGCCUGAAGUUCAAGGUACGGUAUUAAAAACUCUUUAUAAAUUUUAACGCCUUAUCUACUAAAAGACCACUAACCCAUCCCCAAAAAAUUUUAAUAAUAUUUAUCUUCUUCGAACGUUUAACUUUAUACAAAGGAGACGUUUUUAUUAUGAAAUUUAAUUUUAGAACCAAUAAUAGCUCCAGCUUUUACAUUGAACUCCAAAUGGUGCUUUAUGAAAAACCUUUUCUCUGUAUUCUCAGUACUAUUGGUUAUUUUAUACUCUGGAACCUUGAUUUCUUUAGUAUUCUUCUACGUAAAUACUAGGCAAAACCUUAAAAAGCUGCCAGAAACUUUUUCUGAAACCGGAUAA